Molecule: messenger RNA, 1654 nt
Organism: Rotaria socialis
Lineage: Eukaryota; Metazoa; Rotifera; Eurotatoria; Philodinida; Philodinidae
Source: the annotation of a GenBank genome assembly
UAAAUUUCAUUACUUCGAAUAAGGGACAACCUCUUUUAAUAAUGAAUCAAUUCUGAACACGACAUUUUUCAUGAAUACCUACUCAGUUUUCGAUAUUUUUACUUUUUCGUUUUUUCGACAUUUUACUGUCGACCAAAGUUCAGAGAUUCGAUUUUUCUAGUAAAAUAUAAUAAUGAGAAGUUUUUAUUUUUUUAUUUGUACCGUGUGUACAGCAAGAAAUAUGAUCAUGAUCGUCAAUGUGUGUUUCUAAUUAUUUGACAUUUUUCUUAUAAUUGAAAAUCUGUAUUGUGUUUAUUGGAGAAUUUUUAUUGGUUGUUUUAAUAUUGAAAUUAUGUGUCAAUCAAAAACACAUGUUUUUAUUUAGAAUGCUGAUAACCUUGCUUCAUUAAGUCAAAUAUCAACUAAUGUUAUGGUAUCUUUCGAAGGUAUUGUGACAUGGUUAUCAACAGGUAUUUUUAAAAGUUCAUGUCCUAUUGAUGUUCGUUACUUUCCUUUUGAUGAGCAAAAUUGUACCUUGAAAUUUGCUUCAUGGACUUAUGAUAGUGCUCGUAUUGAUCUCUCACAAAAGACGAACAUUGGUGAUUUGAGUAAUUUUAUGGCAAAUUCAGAAUGGGAAAUCAUUGGACUACACGUGAAAAAGAAUAUUGUUAAAUAUUCUUGUUGUCCAGAAACAUUUCCUGAUCUUACUUAUGUAGUACAAAUGCGUCGUCGUCCAUUGUUUUAUGUAUUUAACAUGAUUCUACCAUGUUUUCUCAUUACCAGUGUUGCUUUUCUUGGCUUCUGUGUACCAUCUGAUAGUGGAGAAAAAGUGUCCAUUGGUGUAACAACUCUUCUUUCAAUGACAGUGUUUCUCAUGCUUGUUACUGAUAGUAUGCCGCCUAAUUCAGAUUCUCUACCAUUAAUUGGUAUCUAUUAUUUUUCUGCCAUUAUAAUUGUAAGUAUAGCAACAGCAAUGUCAGUAGCUUCUCUUAAUUUAUAUCAUCGUGGUAAACAUCAUCUUCAUCCUGUUCCCAAAUGGAUUGGACAAUUAUUUUUUAUUAUAAUUCCAAAGCUACUUUUUAUGAAUAUUGAUCUUCCUGUUCAGUUACAAAAUCGACGUGAAAGCUGUCUAAAAUGCAUGACGACAACAACAUCGGAAAAAUCGGAAACAAGAAAAAAACUAAUGCAUAAAUCCGAUACUAAAAAUAAAAAUACUUUAUUACAUAAUGGCAAAAUUACGUUGUACGAAGAUCCAGUUAACCGUAAUACCACAAGUUCAUUGGCAUUUUCGGAUAAUCUUAAUUCAUAUGAUUUAUAUACGUCUUCACCAUUAAUACUUCGUUCGUAUGCGCCUAUACAAACGCGAAAUACUCAAUCAAAUCGGCAAAAUCACAAACCGCAUGAUAAAGAUAAUCAAAAGUUUCUAACCGAUUUAACAAAUAAAAAUAAAAAUAAAAAUAAAAAUGCUACAAAAUUAUCUGUGGAUUAUAUACAUCGUCUUGUUGAACAGAAUGAAAGUCGAUAUGAACAACAAGAACACAAUAGGAUGAUUGGACAAGAAUGGCAAAUCUUGGGUCGAGUUGUUGAUCGUUUACUUGUUUUUAUAUUUUUGAUUAGUACCAUGGUUGUUUUUCUAUUUAUUUUUUGUCAGGCACCACAUUUGAGAUUGAAAUAA